Uncinocarpus reesii 1704 is the source of this 510-nucleotide messenger RNA. RefSeq lists its product as uncharacterized. Lineage: Eukaryota; Fungi; Ascomycota; Eurotiomycetes; Onygenales; Onygenaceae. The transcript has 2 exons. The coding region runs from base 1 to 510 and encodes 169 amino acids. The record is from RefSeq and is a predicted model, not a curated record.
AUGGGAGAGCAAGGGGGUGAUCAACGACCUUUAAUUCACUCGCACGAAAGACUUGCUAUAUCAGAUAUCUUGAGUAAAACGCGGGAGAUCAAUAUAUUCGCGUCGUUGACCCGCGAAUUCGAAUACCUCUCUGAUCGAUUCGAGGACAAAACGCAGAGUUUGAUUGUUUUAGCACCUACAAAUACUGCGAUCGAAGGUCUUCCGCAUAAGCCGUGGGAAUCCACCAGUGACUAUGUCGAUUUCGGGUCAAACGAAGCCUAUGCUGGAAGAAAGGGAGAAGAACGAGCGGCGAAUAAUCUGAGACGAUUUGUUGAAGCUCAUGUCAUAUCCAGUGACUCAUGGGCGGCGGGGGACAACGCUCAAACUUUGGCAGGCCAGGAGGUACGCUGGGAGAAGGACAAGAAUGGAAAGAUCCGUGUCUAUCCAGGAAACAUUGAAGUCGAGAGAAUAGCUGCCCGCAUUUCCAACGGCGAAGUUUGGAUUUUAAAUGGAAUAAUCGAAUUUGUUUAG